AUGUUAAAGAAAGGAGAGAAAGGGCCGGUGACCGUUUUGCUGGGUGCUCAGUGGGGUGAUGAAGGUAAAGGAAAAAUUGUCGAUUAUCUGAUUGCGAAAGAUGAGGUGCAAGUUGUCGCGCGGUGUCAAGGUGGCAACAAUGCGGGUCACACUGUUGUUGCAAAUGGACAAAAAUAUGAUUUUCACAUUUUACCCUCAGGAAUCAUUUCUGAAAAGUGUUUCAACAUAAUUGGGAAUGGCACGGUAGUGAAUUUAGAUUCGUUUUUUGAAGAACUGAGUCACAACAAAAUUACGAGCAUACCCGGAUGGGAGGAGCGAAUACUGAUCAGUGAUCGAGCACAUCUUGUGUGUGGUAUCCAUAUGCUCGUUGAUGGUUACUCGGAGGAUCGGUUGAAUAUUAACAAAAUUGGAACGACGAAAAGGGGUAUUGGACCCACAUAUUCUAGCAAAUGUUUCAGAAAUGGCCUCCGAGUUGGCGAUUUAGUUUACGAUUUUCAUGGAUUUACUUUGAAAUUUCGAGAGCUUGUUAAAUAUUAUCAAAGUCAAUAUCCUGAUUUGAAGAUUGACGUCGAACAUGAGUUGAUAAAAUUCAAAAAACACGCGAAUAAACUAAAUGAAUUGGCACUGGUUGGUGAUACAGUAGUGACAUUGGAUGAGUUACGGAGCAGCGGUAAAACUGUACUUGUUGAAGGUGCAAAUGGUACUAUGCUGGACAUUGACUUUGGGACUUAUCCGUUUGUAACGUCAUCUAAUGCAACAGUUGGAGGUGCCGUUACCGGUUUGGGACUUCCACCAAUGUCGAUCAAGAGAGUGAUAGGCGUUAUGAAAGCAUAUUCUACAAGAGUUGGCUCUGGACCAUUUCCUACGGAACUAAAAGAUGAUGUAGGUGAUAAGCUACAGCGAAUAGGACACGAAGUUGGUGUUACGACGGGUCGUAAGAGACGGUGCGGUUGGAUCGAUUUAGUUCUUUUAAAGAGAGCACAUCUCAUUAAUGGAUUCACAGACAUUGCUUUGACAAAACUGGAUGUUCUCGAUACAUUUAAUGAAAUCAAGGCAGGCGUCGCCUACAGGUUGGAUAAACAACUGUUGAAGUCUCCUCCAUCGCAAGCUUCUGACUGGGAGAAAAUAGAGGUUGAAUACCAUACAUUAAGAGGAUGGAACACACCAAUAUUGGCUGUGCGGAGUUUCAAUGAAUUGCCAGAAAAUUGUCGAAUUUUUAUUGAAUUCAUUGAGCAGUAUGUCGGAGUACCGGUGAAAUGGAUUGGUGUUGGUGAGGAACGAGAUGCAUUGAUUCUUCGUGAAAUCUGA
Molecule: messenger RNA, 1308 nt
Organism: Cercopithifilaria johnstoni
Lineage: Eukaryota; Metazoa; Nematoda; Chromadorea; Rhabditida; Onchocercidae
Source: the annotation of a GenBank genome assembly